Fusarium coffeatum is the source of this 1035-nucleotide messenger RNA. RefSeq lists its product as uncharacterized. The coding region runs from base 1 to 1035 and encodes 344 amino acids. NCBI's taxonomy places the organism in Eukaryota, Fungi, Ascomycota, Sordariomycetes, Hypocreales, Nectriaceae. The transcript is spliced from 3 exons. Gene Ontology annotation, cellular component: cytoplasm; nucleus. Gene Ontology annotation, molecular function: protein serine/threonine phosphatase activity. The record is from RefSeq and is a predicted model, not a curated record.
AUGGCAGACCAACACGAGGUCGAUCUCGACUCUAUAAUCGACCGGCUACUCGAGGUACGAGGUAGCCGACCUGGCAAGCAAGUCCAACUCCUCGAGGCCGAGAUCCGUUACCUUUGCACUAAGGCUCGUGAGAUCUUCAUUUCUCAGCCUAUCCUCCUCGAGCUUGAGGCUCCUAUCAAGAUCUGUGGUGAUAUUCACGGACAGUACUACGAUCUCCUCCGACUCUUCGAGUACGGUGGCUUCCCUCCCGAGGCCAACUACCUCUUCCUCGGUGAUUACGUCGACCGAGGUAAGCAAUCUCUUGAGACCAUCUGCUUGCUCCUCGCCUACAAGAUCAAGUACCCCGAAAACUUCUUCAUCCUCCGAGGUAACCACGAGUGCGCCUCCAUCAACCGUAUCUAUGGAUUCUACGACGAAUGCAAGCGUCGCUAUAACAUUAAGCUGUGGAAGACUUUUACCGACUGCUUCAACUGCCUUCCCAUCGCUGCUAUCAUUGACGAGAAGAUUUUCACCAUGCACGGUGGUCUGAGCCCUGAUCUCAACUCUAUGGAGCAGAUCCGCCGGGUUAUGCGCCCUACUGAUAUUCCUGACUGCGGUCUUCUCUGCGAUCUUCUGUGGUCCGAUCCCGAUAAGGACAUUACUGGAUGGAGCGAAAACGAUCGAGGUGUUUCUUUCACAUUCGGUCCUGAUGUUGUUUCGCGUUUCCUCCAGAAGCACGAUAUGGAUCUCAUCUGCCGAGCUCACCAGGUUGUUGAGGAUGGCUACGAAUUCUUCUCCAAGCGCCAGCUGGUUACACUAUUUAGUGCGCCCAACUACUGCGGUGAAUUCGAUAACGCUGGUGCUAUGAUGAGUGUCGACGAGAGCUUGCUCUGUUCUUUCCAGGUAAAUAACGAGAAGGAUGAUCCUGUCGUGAAAGAUACUAAUGCCUUUUCUCCACAGAUCUUGAAACCCGCUGAAAAGAAGCAAAAGUAUGUUCAAACGACUGGCAGCACAAGCACGCCAAUUACCUCCCCCCCUUCCAAAAUGAAGAAAUGA